Messenger RNA from Pelodiscus sinensis (Chinese soft-shelled turtle), 1211 nucleotides. RefSeq names its product fibrillarin rRNA 2'-O-methyltransferase (gene FBL). Gene Ontology annotation, biological process: box C/D sno(s)RNA 3'-end processing; rRNA methylation. Gene Ontology annotation, cellular component: nucleolus; small-subunit processome; Cajal body. The record is from RefSeq and is a predicted model, not a curated record. Lineage: Eukaryota; Metazoa; Chordata; Testudines; Trionychidae. Gene Ontology annotation, molecular function: RNA binding; rRNA methyltransferase activity; histone H2AQ104 methyltransferase activity.
AGUUGCGCGUGCGCAGUGGCCAGGGUGCUGGUGUCUGCGCAGUGAGGCGGCUCGCGGCGUUGGGCGAGUAGCAUGAGGCCGGGUUUCAGUCCCCGUGGAGGGCGCGGUGGGUUUGGGGACCGUGGAAGAGGCCGAGGGGGCUUCCGAGGAGGCCGAGGUGGUGGGUUUAAAUCUCCGGGUGGGAGUGAUGGAGGCUUCCGAGGAAGAGGAGGUGGCGGUGGUUUCCGUGGACGAGGCGGGCCAGGCCGAGGAGGCCGCGGUGGAGGAGGCCGGGGCGGCCGAGGAGGGUUUAAAGGAGGCAAGAAGGUGACGGUGGAGCCCCACAGGCAUGAAGGCGUCUUCAUCUGCAGGGGGAAGGAGGAUGCGCUGGUGACGAAGAAUCUGGUGCCCGGCGAGUCUGUGUAUGGAGAGAAGAGGAUCUCUGUGGAGGACGGUGAGCUGAAGAUAGAGUACCGUGCCUGGAACCCUUUCCGCUCCAAGCUGGCAGCAGCCAUCCUAGGUGGCAUUGAUCAAAUCCACAUCAAGCCGGGAGCCAAGGUCCUGUACCUGGGAGCUGCUUCUGGAACCACAGUCUCACAUGUCUCCGACAUCGUGGGGCCGGAAGGCCUGGUCUAUGCUGUGGAGUUCUCCCAUCGCUCCGGCCGUGACCUCAUCAAUGUGGCGAAGAAACGCACCAACAUCAUCCCCGUCAUCGAGGAUGCGCGGCAUCCGCACAAGUAUCGCAUGCUGAUCGGGAUGGUGGACGUGAUCUUUGCCGAUGUGGCUCAGCCUGACCAGUCCCGCAUUGUGGCCCUGAACGCUCACAAUUUCCUGAAGAAUGGCGGGCACUUCGUCAUCUCCAUUAAGGCCAACUGCAUUGACUCUACAGCGGCUCCUGAGGCGGUCUUCGCCUCCGAGGUGAAGAAGAUGCAACAGGAGAACAUGAAACCCCAGGAGCAGCUGACACUGGAGCCCUACGAGCGAGACCAUGCUGUGGUGGUGGGAAUUUACAGACCUCCCCCCAAACAGAAGAAGUAGUAUCUCUGUGGAGCUCCUUGUCACCAGGCCCCAGGCUGGAUCCCAUCGUAUGCUGGCUCUUCUUGCCUUGGGUCUGGGUGUGCUUCGUGGCUGUGGGUUCCUCUCACUGCCCACCCUUCUUUUCCCCCAGGACUCAUUUGUAUUCUUUGUGAAUUUUUUUGAAGAUGUAUUUUUAUUAAAAUGUGAGAAAAUGG